AUCAUUUAUCCAUGCAUGUCUGAGCAUGAUGCAGGUCUACCUCUGGGAAAUUAAAACCACAACAUGCGUAGAAAGUCUGACAGAUUUACCAUGUUGUUGUGAUGAUGUGAAACAUAUUUCCGGGUUGUACUCUUAACAAACACAUAGUAGACGUUUAGCAUUAGCAUGCCUCUCAGACAGGCGAAAGGUGGGACAUGGUAUGGCGAGUAGUUUCGCAGCUCUUUAAGGCGCAUCACGUGUGCAGCUCUGUGAACACGGUGCUCGGUAUCCACCCUGUCGCUCCCGGUAAGACAUGCUGUUCUUAUGUACAGUAGGAGGAGGUGACUCGAUCAGACUGCGCUCUCUAUAUGCGGCUGAAGACUUUUACAUGAAACAGCUGGACCCUUCUUGUCUUCAUUUUUAUUUUGGAGAGAGGAAGUUGCAGACGUCGCGAGGGGUCGGGGUUAAAGCUGCGAGUUGAGUGAGUAUCAUGAUGUUCUUUUUGGAGAAAAUUCUUUAUAACUAAAAUAAACAAUCUGCUAUUGUCUCCGUCACGUGAAGUCUGUUUUGGAGGGUGUGAUCUGGUGAAGUUGGAGCCAUGAGAUGUUUAAUAUUUGUCAAUUUAAGUGACUGAACGACACUUGUAACUCUGCAUCAGGGAACGCUUAAACGGUGCAGUGCGCACAGCUGUACGCAUAAAAUGAUCAAGAUUUGUAGAAGCCUUGGAAAGCUUAUUUCCCUACCAGUCGUGCAUAUUCAUGAAUUCACCUGUGUGCAUUUUGUGGCAACUGUACUUCAACUGAAAUCACGUGAUUGAUUCCACGUUUGAACAAAAGUCAUGAGAAUGUUGUAUUUACACUCAGAACAAGUUUAUUCCCAGUGUGGUGGUUGUAAACUCCAAACUUUCUUUGUCUUUUAAGAGUUUCCACCCUGUAGUAAGUGUGUAGUAGUUUGCACCUUUGUGCUUUUGGGGACAAUGGUCACACAGCAGCAAAACACUUGUGCUUUAGUGCCAAGAAUGUGAUCAGAAAGCAGGUCAAGAUAUUUAAAGGACAGCCAUUCAUCUUUUUAGAAAACAGCAUUGAUGUGUUUUUUGUAAAGAUGUAGAUUUUAUCAUUUCAUGCGACUGUUCAAACUGCAGAGAGAAACGUGGAGUUUGUGAAUGCAGCUGCUCUGUAAUAUUUUGUAUGUAUUGUUCAGCGUGGUGCAUUUCAUUGAGUCUGAACACAAUGUUCAUGUGAGAUGGGGAAAAAACUUCACUCACCUUCACAUAACUUCACCCCUCCCUCUUUCUCUUUACUCUGUGUUGAACAGGAUGUCUAGUCUAAAAUCCACAGUGUAUCUGGAGACAAUGCAGUAUGUCUGUACUAAAGGGGGUGUGUCCCAGUUUUGGAGCAUACGCACUCAGCUAGAUACUAAUGGAACAAAACACAUCACAUUGGUCCUUGUUGGCUUUGGAUGUUGAAGACAAUAGCAAAAGUGUAAUGAUAUCACUGCAUGAUGAUACGAUUGCAUGAAUGAUCCUUUUUUUCUUUUUGCACUCCUAAUUGCUAAAUCAAAACAAAGAACUCCUUUAUGCAUUUCGGAGGAAUAUGGAGCGCAUUGUUGUAUUGUUGUUUACAGACUUUUUUUGUUGCCAAAAUUCUGUUUGUUCAGGUCAGAUGAACAUGAAAACCCUUAUGUCAUCUCCCGCAGCUGCAGAGUUCAAAAGCAGUGUGUGUGGUUUGUGCCCAGAGGAGGGAUCCAUAGGGACUUGUCGUGUCACUGAACAAGCUGUCUGGCUUCAAAAGUGUGUCACAGUUCUGUUCUUUGCCCAGCCCCGCUCUCUGGAAUUCUAGAUGUCUCCAUCAACAUGACAUCCAAAAAUUUAAAGCUCUUUUUAUUUCAUUAUUUCUAAGACAAGUCUGCAGGUCACACCCAGACUCAGACUCCUCCUAUAUUUUUUGCGUACAGUAUGUCUUGGAACAAAUGUUUACAAGAUGAACAAAUUUGAAUACAUUUGAUAUUUUUCUUCAUAUCUGAUUAUUAUCAUCAUUAUUAUCAUGUUUGGUUUUGGCUGUCACUUCUUCUACUAAGUCAGGACAAAAGAGCAUCAAAAUUCUGAUUUUAAAGUGAAGAUGAAAUGGACAAAUUUGAAACACACCUGUGAGGCUUUACUUGUGUCUCACAGACCCUGUAAUUUAUCACCCAAUGAAACCACUGGUGACAUUACUGAACUCACACUAUGGAUAUAUUCCCUUCAUCAAUUAUUCACUGUAAUGAUUCCUCUUGAAAUUGACCUUUACCAUUUCUCAAACGAUCUCACCGUCGUCUGUGCCGUAUAACAGAUGUAUAAGAGAUGAUGAGCUGAACAUUAUGGAAAAAUACCUCCUCUCCUCAGAACAUUUUUUCAUCUGAAAUGUAACAAGAGAAGCGCCUAUAGCUACAGAGGCACUGUUAAUGAUGAUACCUGCUAAUAGUGAUUGUACAGAGUGUUAAACAGUGCAGGUGCUUCUAAACUAGAAUUUCUUGUUGAUGCAGAGAAGUUCAAAGAAGGGAAUUAUGGGUAACUAACUCUAAUCUUCAAAGAACAUCUUCAACUGGUACACAUUUUCUCGUUCUGUAUUUGUACUCUCACAGAUGUUUUCUUCAUGUCACUCAUUCUUUCAAACCUUUACAUUACCAGCACAUUCAGUUUUCUCUUUGGUAUAAAAGUGUGAAUUUACAGGAUUUACAUGGCUGUAUUCACUGACUCAUGCAGGAGCUUGCCUAUAUCACAAAAGGUUUGUGUGUGUGCUCUGUAAUGUUGAUGAAGGCACACUUGACCCACAUGUUAAAUUAGAUUUGCCUUCUGUCAGAAAUGCAAAAUUAUAUGUCAAAGCAUCUACUUGAAAUAUUUUGCGCAUGAAAUAAACACGCCCUGCAAUUAUGUCAGCAGUGAAAAGGAAAUAAUUUCGUCUCCUGUGCCUGCCUUGUUUUUUAUUAUGUUUUCAUGGAUGUCUACAUUUACGACAAUUAUGCCUUCUUUAAGAGUUUUCAGGCAUGUUGCAAGCAAACUUUGCUAAAAAUGGUAAACAGAUACGUUCAUGCUGAAAUUUUCUGGAGUUUAUCAGUUUAUCUACAGUGUCAGUCUACUUGUGGUUUAUAUAUGUCAUUAAGGCCUAGAAAAUUCUCAGGCAUAGCAUGUACUACCUUAAAAAUAGUCCCUACAAGCAGUAUUGAUCAGAUUCUUUUUCUUUGAAUUAAAUCAUCAGCACAGGCCAAUGUUCAAUUACUGCGUUCAGUCUGUGGGGGGAUAAAGGAUUGUUGUUGUUAUGAAGAACAUUUUUCUAUUGAUCAAAAAGAUGUGGACAACAAUAUGGGAGACAGUAGCACAAGGCCAACUAGAGCAGAAGAACAAGAAGUGGCCAACAAUAUACUGUAUAUGUAGUUGCUUAGUUACCAUAGUUUUCAUGCUAGACAAGCACAUUCAGUAAAAGGGGUGGGCAAUGCUGGUGGACUCUCUAUACAUUAGGACACAAUAUGCCACAAUGCGAUACAAUUUAAUACAAUAUAAUACAGUAUGAUACAGGUAAAUUAUAAUUUGAUUAAAUGCACCACAAUAAAACAAAAUUGACACAAUACAUAAUGUUGUGACACUGUAUGAUAAUACAGUAUUUGAUUGGUCUCAACACAGUAUGGAACAAUAUUAUACAAUAUAAUACAUAAGCACAUACAUAACUCAAAACUGUGAUAAUUUUUAUCCUAGAACUUGAUCUGUGUGACCUCAAGAUAUAUUUGAGAGCCUUUGUGUGUGAUAAAAUCACUGUUGUGUUUUUUUUCCCCAUGUCUCUAUAAAACUUUCACGAAUAAAGUACUGGUGAUUGAUGAGUAAUUCAUGUAGGCAUGCAGCAUACAUGUGUAAAAGUAUUGAAGUUUAUAGAUACCAUCUAAAUGCAAUAGUUUGUUCUUGCAUCCAGAUCAACACACUUAAGACUGCACACGUUUGUUAUGAACUGGUUUAACAUUUUCUAAUCAAAGAAAAGUGAUGACGUGUCGUCACUGAUAAUACAAUUGUUUAGCUCAGUGGGUAUAGCGUUCUCUAAAUCCAAGAUUCUGCUCAAUUCUGUUCUACAGGUGUGGGUGAGGACAGCUGGGGUAAGACAUCCAUCCAACAGGAAAGCACAUUUGACACAAAUACAGUGGAAGCACUGCCUGGAUGAAAAUGGAUAACACAGCCUCUGGCAGCUGGACACCAGAAAACAACCCCACCUCCUCCGCUGUGAGAAACUCCUGCCACCCCAACCUGAAGGUAGACAACUAUAAAACCCUUUCUUAUAAACUUUGGCAUUUUUAUUCUAUAUGGGAUCUCAGUUGCAUGUCUUGAAUUUGGGCUUUAGUUUUUGUUUCACUGUUUCAAUAGUAUUAUGGUAGAUGGCUUUUUUGAUGGUUGGUGAAAAAUAUGGCCAUUAUUUACAUAGUUUUCACCUGGAACCCUAACCCUUGAGUUACCCUUUUUUAACACAUCAGUUGUGUUUUGCUUCAGCAUUUUUAGGCAUUUCCGCUCGACUGUUACUUUUCAAUUAGGUCAUUUCAAAAGCUCCUUUUUUUCUGGCAAAUUGAGCUGAAAAAGCUGGAAAGUGUUUCACCAAUAUCUGUAUGUGUUGAAAUAAGUCUAUGAGUUUUUGAUCUCUGCUUACAGUUGUCGGGCAUGGUGUAUGUUUCUUGUAGGCCUUCUCAAUGACCAUGUGAAGGGCUGAGUGUGGCAGCUCUCUGUGCCCUUUGGACCCGGUAUUAAGUUGUGAAAUUUUUCUUAAACAAAGUUUGUGCCUCAGUGAAAAGGUCAGAAUGGAGAUUGAACCUCUUUAUUGGAUUAUGAAGCACACUAAAGAAACGUUAGAAAAAGCUGCUUAGAGAAAUACUUGCUAAUACAGCAGGAAACAAAUAUUCCACUUUUACUGCCUUUCUGUCCAUGUGAAUUUUCUGCUGUGAUAAUCCUGAAAUGACCUUCACAGUGCUGUGUUUUGGAUGCAACAUCCAUUUUAUCUAGUGAAAGGCUCUUUGUCUGCUUUUGGCAUGUUUUGCAAUAGUCAGUUUUCUGCAUGAGUAUUGAGCCCACAUUGUAAUUAUUAUAUUAACUGAUUAUGAAUUCAAUUACACAUGCAAGUACUGAUAGGUGAUGUUUAGUAAGAAAUACCCAUUUCCAUUCAAAAUAUGGUGAUAACUAUAAAAGCACUUAUUAUCCUCCUUUAAUGAUCUUUCUUGUUCCAGAAUUUAAUUGCUUUAUUAACUCAAAUGUUUUGAUUGUACCUCUGUUACAUCAUGAACAAAGCUAAAACCACCACAUGUGCACUGGAGCUUUUUGGAUUUUACGUUGAGAAGUGACAGGCCUUACAAUUAGUACAAUUUUCACCACACAUCACACUUUUGCAUAAAAGUGGUUAAGGUUCCCUCAAGUGAUGGCAUUUUGCCAAACCCCAAAGCCAUGAUGCUGGUAUGAGAUUUGAAGUUCCCUGAAACCCAUGUUAACAUUAUCAAUGCAGUCACAUGAGAGGCAUCAUGCCUCAGCAUUCCUGCAGGAGCAUUACAUCCUCUCAGUGUAUAUUGUGUGGUAUGAAGGGUCAUUAUGCACUUGACAUUAGAAAAGCCUGCUCUUGUAAAUGAGAAUUAUUAAUCAGCUGCAGACCACCCAGGUGGUUACCAUAGCUCCUCUGGUCCUUCUCAGCCCCUCAUUGACUUGAGAAACCUUCUCUGCAAAUCAAAUGUGAGAUUCUGUUAGUGUUGAUUUGGUCAAAUGAAUUCUGAGAAAUACAUUUUCUUUUGGCAUAAUACUCUCAUGGCAUGGUAUUGUUGGAUAAUCUUUAAGGUUUAAGCUUCUCUCUCAGCUCUGUUUUGAUCAGACGAGAUCUGGGUCAAAGAGAAAUUAGGUUAAAUUUUCGUUUUCAUCUAAAGUCUGUGCAUUUUGACAACUUUGAAGCCGGCUGUGAUAAUGCUACUUCACCAUUUGGGUGUAUGUGUAGUUUUCAUGGGUUUUUUUGUCAGACAUAAAACUCUUUUUGGUAUGGAUGAGUCUUUUUCAGUGAAACAGUAUCUCACCAUUUAUUGUUCCCUCAAAAUAACUCAACACACAGCCAUUAAUGUGAAAAUGUGUUUUCUUUCUUCUUCUUAUGGAGAGGCUACUGGGAGGCCUUAGAAAAUCUACCUAUAGUCAAUAUGUAAGCUGUCUAUUCUUAGUCUGGUAUAGAGAGUAUCUCUGAUCUUUGCAAGCCCUGUCAUAUGAAAAUGAUGCAAAGUGAAAGGGGAUGAUUAAGGCCAGUAUUAACCGAGCUAAAAUCUGCAUUAAGAGUAAAAAAUGUCAAGUUGAUGUUUGAGUGGAUAAGUAAGCUUCGGUUUGAAUAGAAAAGUAGUUGAUAUGUAUUGCCUACUUUAAGGCACAUGUCACUGACUCUUGAUUGAUUACACAACAAUGCCUCUAUUAGCUGGUGUUACUGAUCAACCAUUAGUUUUGUGUAAGCAGAUUUUUGAUUGAAGAACCACAAUAGUUAUUUUCACUUUGCACAAAUGCUCCCAUGGAAAUGUGUGUUCAAAGGUUUAUUUUCAGACAGGCAGACAACCAAAACAGCUAAAAUUUUCAGCCUUAUAUUAUUUUAUUGUUUUAUGUAUUGUAAUGUAUUAUAUCAUAUUUGAAAAACAGUCAUCAUGAUGUGAAAUAUCAUUGUUAUGCUGAUGAUACAUGAUUAUUUACACACACACACACACACACACACACACACACACACACACACACACACACACACACACACACACACACCAUUAUAUUCAAAGUCUUAAAAACUGGAUGGACAUCAGCGACACUGCACUUUCUUAGUUUUACCCUACCUUGUACAGAAUCCUUUAGAUCUUCCCUGAAGGACUAAUGUUACCUCUGGUGUACCACAGGGUUCAGUUUCAGGCCCAAUUUUAUUCUUCAUUCCACACACUCUUCUUCACAGCAUGCAGACGCUAGGCUUCUUAUUGAACACGAUUACAGCACAAAAUGAUCUUAUCUGCACUACAUUGGCUCCCCACUGGUGUUAAAUUGAUUCCCCCACCAUGGGAUGAAUAAAGGUUUAUCUUAUAUUAUCUUUCAUAUCGGUGUGGCUUAAAGUUACAUAUAAGGAUUGUUGACGCCACAUGAGUCUGCUUUAGAUCCUCUCUUGGAAAGCCUCUGGUUGUCCUAAAGUCAAGACUUGAAACUAAAGGUGACCAUGCUCUUGCUGUCACGGCUCCUCUCCUGACAACACCUGUCUGAGGAGAUAGUCUGGGCAGCUUUUAAAUGCCUUCUUUAAAUCCUCUGUUAUAGACUUUCUUUUAUGGGAAGUCGUCUUUUACUGCCUUUUAUCUUCUUAUUACUUUUGACCUUUUUUUUCUCAAUUCCUUUCUCUCUCUAUCUCUCCUUAUUGCUUUUAUGGCUUUGAUUAAUCUUAUUGCUGUAUUCUACUUAUUCUAUUGCCUCUGUUUCUUGUGCUUUUUAAUGCUUUUUCCCCUCUAAUGUUUUUCUGUCUUUUAUUACUGUUGUGUGACUUAUUUAUUUUAUUGGCUUAAUUUAUUCAUUCUGAUGCUUUUUUUCUCUUUUUGAUGUAUUUAUUUAUUAAUCCUGCUGCUUUUAUCUUUGGUUAAUGUUUUUAUCUCUGUAUAAUUUUCAUCUCAUUCUAUUGCUCAUUCUUUUUAUUGUUCUCCCUUGUCAAUCACAUGAAUCCUUUCACAUUUUUGGUUCUCUUUAUCUUGGUUUAUGUUGAUGGGGUUUGUGUUGCCCGUGUUCUUCUGCUUUUGGGUUCUUAUUGUAUUUGUUGGUUGGAUUUUAAUGUUGUUUAAUUUUUUCCCAUUCUGUUUUUUUUUUAUUUGUUUUGUGUUUUUCUGGGAUGUUCCAGCGCUUUGUAAACCUUUUUUAAGAUGUUCAUAAGUAAAGCUUUUAAUACUCUUUUUUAUCUGUUUCGCUGACACGUGCAUUUCAACAAGUAAUAUUUCUAGAAAAAAUCAGCAGGGGUCUGAAAUGGUACUCAUAGGCCUAAAUACUGAAUAGCAAAGACUGGAGUCCAUGUUGACUCAAAUUCUCAGACCGUCAAAGUUCUUUCCGUCCCACAGGAAAUGUGGUUAGGCUGCUUCUAGUUUUAAUGGCCUUUAACUGAGGGCUUGACUUCAGAAAUACCCUCCUCAAGAAAACUCUCUUGGACUUUUAAAAUAGAAUUUUCAGAAGUGUCUUUAAGCUUGGUUUCACAUUGUCAACAAAAAAUAUUGAAUUGCUGUGAAACCAGGCUUUUUAAAUGUUGCUACCUGUUUUUUUUUUUUAGCACAUUGUUUUGAGAAACUGCUUGGUUAUGAAACUGUUACUAGCUCAAUGGAUAAUUACACUUCUAUAUUGGAACUCUAAGCAAAGUUUUAAAGUCAUUAGUUUUUCCAAAAAAAAAAAAAGAUUUUAAAGGCUGCAAGAUAGCCAAAAGGAACAGAAAUUGUAAUCACAGCUUUUUUAGGUACAUUCCAAGUGUUGAAGUAAAUAUAAUACUCCAUAAACUUAGAAAAGAACCCUGAAACUCAGCUGACGUUUUCAUGAAUUGUUUUCACAUUCGAACACACAUUUUGACGGUUUUAAGAGAAAUAGAAUCAUGCAUACGUGUGUUGGUUGGUGGCACGCGUGUCUCAUCCGUGGUCGAGCUAUUUUCAUCCCUGAGAGUGCGAGCUGUGGUCACCUCUCAUCUGUUUCUAAUUAUGUAGCAUGUUGGUAGGUCUGUCAGCUCCUCGUGCGGUGAGAUGUGUCAGUGUCCUGGUGGGAUUGGGUCCUCUAUCCAGCCUGCCUUGGCUCUAAUUCUCUCUUUGUUGGUGCCUGUCAGUGUCCACAGGUGGCUUUGCAAAGACUCGGAGAGGGGCCUCAGUACACUCUGGCACAAGCUUUAAUGGCACAUUGAUAGCUUUCUUUUUGCAGACGUGUAGCUGUACUGCAAAUUCACAUCAUGUAUAUUAAAUAAGAGAAAAUGUGCAUAAAUUCAGAGGUCCGUACAUUUUUUUGGUUACCUUACUUUUAGCCUUUGAACGUUGACUCUCCUUUAAUGCUUCCUUUCUUUUGUGGAUUCUCUGAUGACUGCUUUAUUGUUGACUCUGGGGUGUGAAAAUCAAGGUGUGUAAUGAGAGCUGUUCCCACACUGACUAAUAAAUGAAAAAAAAGUACUGUAACAGUUAAACACAUUUUGAAGGUUUUAAGAGAAAUAGAAUCAUGCAUACGUGUAUUGGUUGGUGGCACGCAUGUCUCAUCCGUGGUCGAGCUAUUUUCAUCCCUGAGAGUGCGAGCUGUGGUCACCUCUCAUCUGUUUCUAAUUAUGUAGCAUGUUGGUAGGUCUGUCAGCUCCUUGUGCGGUGAGAUGUGUCAGUGUCCUGGUGGGAUUGGGUCCUCUAUCCAGCCUGCCUUGGCGCUAAUCCUCUCUUUGUUGGUGCCUUUCAGUUUCCACAGGUGGCUUUGCAAAGAGUCGGAGAGGGGCCUCAGUACACUCUGGCACAAGCUUUCAUGGCACAUUGAUAGCUUUCUUUUUGCAGAGGUGUAGCUGUACUGCAAAUUCACAUCAUGUAUACUAAAUAAGAGAAAACUGGCAUAAAUUCAGAGGUCCGUACAUUUUUUUGGUUACCUUAUUUUUCAGCCUUUGAACGUUGACUCUCCUUUUAUGCUUCCUUUCGUUUGUGGAUUCUCUGAUGACUGCUUUUUGUUGACUCUGGGGUGUGAAAAUCAAGGUGUAUAAUGAGAGCUGUUUCCACACUGACUAAUAAAUGAAAAAAAAGUACUGUAACAGUUAAAUUUGAUCACAAAAGUUUUUCAGGGAUAUUAUUUUUCUCUGUCUCUUUGCAGAUGUUUCUCGCUGCCUUGUCCUUCGCUUACUUUGCCAAAGCAUUAUCCGGCAGCUACAUGAAGAGCACAAUAACACAACUGGAAAGGCGGUUCGAGAUUCCCAGUUAUCUGAUUGGCAUCAUAGAUGGGAGCUUUGAAAUAGGUGAGUUUUUUCAUCCCCAUUUUUUUUUAUUUCCCUCUCUCUGUGCUCUAUUCAUGCACGUUUUGAAGCAUUUAGAUGCUAAUGCAAGUAAGCCGAAAAGGUGUCCUCAGCAUGUCAGCCAGCUUGACUCUAUAGCAUCCAUGCAUCCCCUUUGAGCUCGGAAUAGUCACAAUGGUCCCAAAUCUAAUUGACUUUUAAUGAGCGAGAAAUCCUUUGAAGCUACAGAUGUAGACUCCUUUAGAAAGGUCUUUUUUUGUAAGGGUUUGUCUAUUAGCACAGCAGACUGAUACUGAAUGGAAAAACUGAAAUAUCACAGGCACAUGUCAUACACACACAUACACACAUAUUUAUAAAUAGUAUAUGAUGAAUUUAAAACCUUACAGACUUAUCUGGCAGGACUGUCGAUGGUGUUCAUGACAAACAGGUUGAGGACUCAUUACAGACAUCCGUCACAAAUAUCGAGUGAAAAACUGAGCUUAGUCCACAGCGACUGGAUUGAACAUGCAGACGUGUGAGAAAGUAUAAUAGGUAUGAACACUGUGUAUCAGUGAAAUCAUUCUAACUUUUCAAUAAGACUGUACAGUUUUAAUGGAAAAACUACUUUUCCAUCCAUGCAAAUACCUUAAAUAAAGCAACGGUACUGUUUGGAGACAGUAUAAAAUCAAUGACCAUGCAGGAGCUGCUCCAAGUAAAGCCAACUCACUCUGACCUUUUAUAGACGUUUUUUCUUGAGUUAAGUACAAUUCCUUGUUCUGCAAAUUAAAAACUGUUGAGUACUUUGUAUUUAUUUGCCUCUGGAACACGGUAAAAUGAUGUAAAACAGCAAAGUUUUCAUAUGAACAUUCAUUUAUAUGUAACAGCACAGAUCUAAGCAAACCAGUAGCUACGAUCUCAGAGCAUUUGCAACAACAAUUCCAUGUAAGUAAGUCAGAGUUUCUCAAAGUCAGAGUUUUGCCCUCAGAGCAGUGUUUUCAACAACUUCCAAGAACCCCACAGUGACCUUAAACUCCAUUUACUAAAUUGUAGAGAAAACACCAUACUUUCCAAAAUAUCUGUAUAUGUGGCCUUCAAGUCCCACGGCUUCACUAGCCAAAAUGUUUCUACACAUGCCUCAGCUUUACCAGCACAACAUGACAGCAACCACUGAGGUAGUGUUUUAGUGUUUUAAUUUCACAUCUGACAAUGGGAGGCAAGCUGUACAUAUUAGUGAACAGCCAAUCCAACUGCUUAACAGUUUAACCAAUACUGUAAUCUUGUUUUUAUCUGAGAGAUAGUGUCUUCUAGGCAAAUGUGAAUGGCUGAAUGGUAGCAGAAUUGACUUCACCUAAUUUGCUAACCAAACACACAUUAAACUUUCAGAUAUAACAUCAGUCAGUCCAUCAUUUUUUAUUUAGAUGUGUUCGCAACCAACGCAUUGUCUCCCAUCCCUUCUCUACUUUUCAAAUUUGGCUCAGAUCACUGCAAACCCCAGUAAUCUUCAAUGUGGAUACGUGACCAGACUUAGUGCCUACAGGUUCCCACCUCAACUUAACGUUUUUUACACAUUUCUGUCAGACUUGGAUUCAUCCCAUGUCUCAGUUGGGGGAUAAUGUUUAAGCAAUGUAGAAUCCUACAUUGAGUUCCUCAGGCUUUGUCUCUUAUAGAGAUUUCUACCAGAAUGUUCCAUAUUUCUACCCAAACUGUUUUAUUCAUUGGACGUAAAUAUUUAUAUGACAUAUCUACUACAAAUAUUCUAAGGAAAUAGCACUGGCUAGGUUAAGUUUGGGACAUCCCUGAAUUUUAGGACUUAGGAAAGACAGUGUUCACCAUGACUGUAGAGCUGUUUCAUUGACUACAUUGUUAUCCACUCUCAAUUUUACUUGAAUCUAGUGUAAAUAAAAGACCUGGUGGUGUAUUACUUGCACUAAAUGACCACAGGCCUAGCCAUACUUACUCUGGGUCUUUGUUAUUCCAUUCAGCUAUGUAACAAAGUUGUGCAGCUAACAAAACUCUCAUGUUUGGUGCCUUUGUCUCAUCUUGUUUUCAUUUUCUCCUCCUCUCGUCUUUCAGGGAAUUUGUUGGUGAUUGCUUUUGUGAGCUACUUUGGCGCCAAACUUCAUCGUCCCAAAAUCAUAGCAAUCGGAUGCGUCCUGAUGUCUUUUGGGACUUUCUUAAUCGCCAUGCCUCACUUCAUUAUUGGACGGUAGGCUACAUGUCAUGUCUGUGUGUAGGCAUUAUAGUUUACUGUUCACCUAUUUCUUUGAUUUUAUUCUUUAAGCAACCUAAAGCCUUUUCAAAGACUCUUUUUCUUUUACUUUUGGGAGCUGUAGUCUCUGAUGUAUGAAUUUGUGCUUCACAUAGUGAGUAUCUAACAAUACUUGAUGCUUUCUCCUUCCCUUGUUUAACAGUCACAUUGGUAUUUUGUACGCAGCUAUAAGAUCGAAACAUCAGUUAGAUCUUCAGUGAAUUCAACCAAUAACCUCUCUCCAUGUCCAGCAAGCUCACCUGAGUCCACCAGAGCAGGUGACAGGCCCUCUAUACUGCCCUCUAGAGGUAAGAUGAGACUGCUUAUUAAGCUUCUCCCAAACAUUCACAGUAACUUCCUGGUAAAUAAGUUUUUUUUAAAUAUCUGAGGCAGUCACACAAAUGACUACAAAUUUGUCAUGAUUUGUGGUAAUCCAACAAAACCCCUUUAUCACUAUUGGUGAAGGAUGUUGGGCAUAGAUCAAGUUUAUUUUGAUUAAUUUCAAUGUUUUGUUAACUUGUCAAAGUUCAAAAUAUAAACUGGUAUCUGAUGUGUCCUGUUUUAUUUGGAACUGCAGGCUGUGAGCGAGAGUCCAGCGUCUCGAUGUGGAUCUACGUGUUUCUCGGAAAUGUCCUGCGUGGGAUCGGAGAAACUCCAGUUCAGCCUUUGGGAAUCUCCUACAUUGAUGAUUAUGCACAAUCAGAGAAUGCUGCCUUAUACAUUGGUAAAAUAUCCCACUUCCCUUUAUGUUUGUAAUUAACACAGCUCAAGUUGAUUAACUCAGGUAGCACAGUUUCUGUAGCAAAGAGUGUUAAGGAAAGAUAAUUUGGGACUAUAUUGGUCAGACUUAAGGUGAUUAUGCAAACCAGAAGCUUGACAGGUGAGCAAAACCCUAUAACUAGGCUUAGUACCAGCCUACCAGCUGCAGACAUGGACAAGCUGGCACAAAAUAUUUGUUUAAAUCAUGUGGGAAGAGUUAAUGUUAAAAUUUUCCUAAUUUAUGAUUAAAGGUACACUCACUGCAAAGUCCAAGGAGAGAGGAACGCUAAAUGAGAGUAGAAAUGUCAACAUUAAUACUCUUGGAGAAGUCCUGUUGACCUUGUCUAACAAACCCUCAGUGGAAAUGUUCAUUCUAAUGUGAUUUAUAACAAGCAGGUUAAUGUUUGACCGUGACUGGAUCCUGAAAUGUUAAUUUUGAUGUCAAUUCAGCCCCAAAGCUGGCUGAUAAGAAUCUGUCACCAUGGAUAUCUGCAUAACAGACCACAUAUUUUUAAAGCUGUAUGCAUAUAUAAGUUUACAACAUGAAUUUAUGUUUAGGUUUGAGGCAAUAAACCACUCUGAGGUGAACCCACCAACUCCGCUGCUGUUGCCUUUGUUUUAACUUUCAGGCUGCGUUCAGACCAUAUCCAUCAUUGGCCCUGUCUUUGGGUACCUGCUGGGAUCGCUGUGUGCAAAGAUCUACGUUGACAUUGGCUAUGUGGAUAUGGGUGGGUAAGCUGUGAUUAAAUAACAGUGUUGUGCCCGGCUUGUUGUUGCUGUAUAUUUCAGCACAGCAGUACACAAACACUCAGCUGCAGACAGUUGGCUUUUAAUGAUUAGUUGUUCAACAUGACAGACGUGAAAUCUUCAAAAGACACACCAGCCCUGCCGAAGAGAGUGUUCUCCAUCCAUUCAUGUUAUGAGAUGUGUGUUUGAACACUUACCAGAGCUCUACAUUUAUAGCCCAUGUAAAUCAGUUUGAAACCGCAUCUGUGUGUGUUUUAUCUUUACAAAUGCAUUUGCCAUACGAUAAUCGUAAAUGGAAAUAUUCUGAUUGAUGAGCAAAGAAAGUAAAGUCAUUCUACACACUAUGAUAAUAAUAAACCUCUUUUCCUUGCAGAGACAGUGACUAUUACCCCCGGUGAUGCCCGCUGGGUGGGGGCUUGGUGGCUGGGCUAUCUAAUUGCUGGUGCCAUCACCCUCGUAUCUGCCGUUCCUUUCUGGUUCCUGCCAAAAUCUCUCCCCAUGCCUGUGGAAAAACACGACACCAGCUGCACUCCAGAGCAAACCAGGUUCAUCAAAGACUCACCAACCAUGGAGCACAAAUUCAGACCUGAAGAGCCGACUAAUUUACACCAAAUGGCCAAAGGUAUGAAUAUACUCCCCCCCAAACACACACACACAUACACACACAGAGUUAUUACAGGGGGGUAAUCUGUAUGCCGUCAGUUGAAUCUUGUUGCAAGUUCUUAUUUUCCAUUCUGCUGCUGCUGCUUCCUGAGUCUCUGUUGCAACUGCUUUUCAGAGAGACCUUUACUGCCUCAAAAUGUUAUUAUAGCUGCAUGAAAUACCGGCUAUAGGCUCUUUGAUCAAAGCACAUUGUUUCUUCUGCAGAGGAACAAUUCCCUUUUUCAGUUUUAAUGAGUUUUAUUCAUUGCACAGUUAAAACUAAAGUUCAUAAAAAGGUUGGCAAAUUCUGUCCGACCAGAUCGUUUUUCAGGUCAGGAUUAUGUUCAGGGUAAGCAAAGGUUUUAAGCUGGACUAAGCUAAAUCUCUGAGAAGAGAUCAUUACACGCCUGACAUUCAACUUGCUUUUUCAGAGUAACUCAGCUUACCUUACAUUGCCAAAAAGUUGGCAUGACAUUUAUUUCCCAGCCUGAAAAUAUAUAACCAUCUGGGGGAGGGAGCCCUAUAGGGGUUGGAUGUGGAAUUUUGCAAAGUGGUGAAGACUGAAUCUAUAAAUAAAGCUAAAGGACACACAAUGAUGUAUAGUACCUGCAUCUGUAAAUAGCUGUGGGGGAGAAGCAUCCUGAUGCAUAAAAAACUCGAGCCAUUUUCUCAGCUUCUUCUGCACGUAUAUAAUUUUGAAUUAGUCUGUAAAUCCCACAACGAAUUUUAUUAGAAGUUUAUCAAAUCACACAAUGGUUGGAUUGCAUUUAUGCUAAAUCUUCUACCUGGUACCUGGAUUGAAAUAGAAAUUGAAUUCUUGGUGAAACAGUUAUUAACGUCACUCCCUUGUAUUAUGAUUACAGCUGCAAGUGGCCAAGAUGACAUUAAGCUCAUAAAAAAUAGAUGGAGCAUAACCAGUUAAAGGGAUAGUUCUUUUUGUGAGGAAAUACAGGGGGUCCAGGUUGGCUUGGCUGGCCCAGCGGCAGCAACUGCUGCUGCACACAGGGUCACUUUUACUACAUAAUGUAGCUUCUUUAAAAGAAACUUCAGCACUAAUGUUGUUGAAAGAAAAACCCUAUUUGUAGACAUUUUUAAGCAUUUUACUUUGUCAGAAAGUCACUCUGUUUUAGUGCUAUUUGCAGAUUCCAUACAUACAUGUUCCUCCCUCUGCAGCGAGGAAGAGUGUCUUUAGUUAUAGCUUCCAACAUGGUUGAAGAUCGAGUGUGAGAAAUUGCAUGCUUGUUGUAAAUGUCAUGAUUCAUUGUGGACAUAUAAAGAGGACAUGCUUAGAUACACACACAAAGAUGUAUCCACAUCGCAUAUGAUAUUCAUAAACUUCCUCCCACACAGAAUUUGUUCCCACACUGAAGAGUCUCCUUGGAAACCCUGUGUACAUCAUCUACCUAUGCAUCACCAUCAUUCAGUUCAACUCCCUCAUCGGGAUGGUCACUUACAAACCCAAAUACAUCGAGCAGCACUACGGCCAGUCAGCAUCCAAAGCGAAUUUCCUCAUGGGUAAGCAGUAUGUGUGGAUAAUUCAUGAUGUUGAGCUUGUCCGGGUGGACUUUGUGUGGUUAUUUUAUCUAUAAAUGAGCUUCAAGCAUGUUUGAAAACCUGUGUUUCUUCACUGAGAGAGGCACAUUUAAUGAUGCCAAGUGAUGAGAGCUGGACAGUCAUCAUAACUGUUUCAUGAGAGAGCUUAUGAUGAAUUUUUUAUGCUCCAAGUCGCACGUUGCGCUCAAGUAAAUGCUUCAGCUUUAAAGCGACAACAAGGUUUUCCACAAUCUUUGAUGUCUCCAAAAUGAAAAUAUGAACUUUGAGGAAAUGGAUUAAUGAGACGAAAGAUUUGGGCAACUUGAUGAUACUGGAGACAGUGGAGGGUAUUUGAUUAAAAGAAAGGUGUCCAUAUUCUCUUAACUAUCUAUUUUUACAUCAACUUUACAUUAUUCUACUUCAGUAUGAAUCAGACUUUGAUGUUGACAUGAUGUUGCCUGUCCACAUUGUUUCCUGAUCAACUUACCCCAUAAGAAACUGGUGUGUUCUUCAUGUUGGAUAGGCAUGAUCAACAUCCCCGCAGUGGCCCUUGGGAUGUUUUCAGGAGGAGUUAUCAUGAAGAAGUAUAGGCUGGGUAUCAUGGGGGCAGCCAAAUUCGCCAUAGGGACUUCCCUGCUGGGCUACUUCCUGUCGCUCUUCUUCUUAGCCAUGGGCUGUGAGAACUCCAAGGUGGCAGGCAUCACGGUCUCGUACACCGGGUAUGUGAAGUCUUCACACAUUUCGCUGCAGUCGAAGUCGAAUAGGUGAUAGGGUUGUGGAUUCUGUCUUUUCUUGCCUUUUCUUGUCUUCACAUCUGAUGUGUCUUUCAUGUGAGUUGUCGAUAAAAUAUGCAUUUUCUCUUCAUGUUGUCACACGCAGGGUAGAGGGCCUGGCUUUUCAGGAGCAGUCUCUCUUCUCUCAGUGUAACUCGGAUUGCUUGUGCUCAAAGAGGGACUGGGACCCAGUGUGUGGAGAGAACGGGAUCACCUAUGUGUCGCCGUGCUGGGCUGGAUGCACCUCUUCUACUGGCUCUGGCAGACAUACGGUCAGAUACACACAGUCGACUUUCUCACACACUGUCAGAAGAUCACUAUAUGCACACUCAAAGAAACAUUUGAAAUGGAGAUUUUUGUUUCAUACAGCUACAGAACAAGACGGAUAUACCGCUUGGAUUACAUCACAAGGCCUCCACAUUCACUUAUUCAUAAAAUAUAAAGCCCCAUUAUUGUCUCCUACUUCCUCCUAACACUUACGGGCUGCUCACACCAAGCGCAAGUAAAAUCCUCUACUCGCUUUACUCACGCGAAUCUAGACACGUGAAUGAAUAGUAUUUACUCGCUUCAGUCGCGCGUCAAUGGUAAUUUCAACAGUAAUCCAUGUCAAUUCAACCGGCAGUAUCAAGUGAUAAUUAAAGGUUUUUUACAAUUUACCAGGUAAUCCGACCUCCUCACUCACUUGCCUCCAGGUAAGGUCCUUUUUAUUCCGGUUGAAAGAAAAGGUAUCACCCACACACCGACAUGAUCAGUUUGUCCUCUAUUUUAGAUACAAGUAAAAAACAGUCAGUUUUCAUACGUCACCUAGCAACCUUCUGGCUGAUCAGUUACUGCAGUGGUUCUCAAUUCCAGUCCUCGAGCCCCCCCGUCCUUCAUGUUUUGGAUGUUUCUCUGCUCCAAUACACCUGAUUCAAAUGAUUAGCUCAUUAUCAAGCUCUGAAAUGGCUUAAUAUCGAGCUGAUCAUUUGAAUCAGGUGUGUUGGAGCAAGGAAACAUCCAAAACAUGCAGGAUGGGGGGGCUCGAGGACUGGAAUUGAGAACCACUGAGUUACUGCAACACAAAUAUCUGCUCCAGUUGAGACAUUUUCAGCUUUCGCCUAAUUCACGUCAUUCGCGCCGCCAGAGUAGCAGGAGCGUCUAAUCACGUCUAUAAAUUCAUGCGAAUGAUUUUACCCGCACUUGGUGUGUGAAGACAGUUCUGAUUUCAACAGAUCAUCUGUACAGUCGAAUAAUGAUAACAGCAUCUAAAGACACUUGAUUACGUCCUCUAUCCCAGUCCUAAUAUCCUGCACAGACUGUUGAAGGUUAGUUUUGCAGAAAAGAUAAAAAAUGUUGGUUAUUUAUAUCAGAUUUGUGCAAGUAUCCCGAAUACUGAUAUUUAUAGGUGCUGGAGUCAUGUUAUGUCACAGCAGCAUGCCUAUGAUACAUUGUUUUCUGCUGUCCAGUGUUGCUGAUGUCUGGUGGAUCUGCACUAUCCAUCAAUGAUAAACUCUUUUUUUUCUCCCAGGUGUUUGAUAAUUGCACCUGUGUAGCACUGGCUGACACCCAACUAGGCAACCUGACAGCCACUCUGGGCCAGUGUCCACGCAGAGACAGCUGUGACAAAAUCUUUCCAUACUUCCUGGUUCUGUCUGUGGUCAGCUCCUUCAUCAUCUCUCUAGGGGGGACACCUGGCUUUGUGCUGCUUGUCAGGUCUGUCCAAAAACCUUCUUUGUGGACCUGCCUGAAAUAUUGGAAUUGCUUUUCAUAUUUUAUAUGCAGUCCUUUGUUGUAGCAAUACAUCAUCUGGUCAUUUUUGGACAGGCAGUAGUUCCUGCUGUUUUUUUAAUUUGUGAGAGCCCUCUCAGUCUCAUCAGUUGAGACUUUUAACACAAAUCCAAAACACCCCAAAAUUUGAGUUCACUUUAUAGAGUUGCUCAACUUCCAAAGUAAUUCCUAGCCUUUACAUGACAUCAAUCUCCGUGUCACCUUUUUUUGUGUGGCAUAAAAGUUUCCUUUAACCUCUCCUUACUGUUUUUGUAGGUGCAUUAAACCGGAGCUGAAAUCCCUUGCUCUUGGAAUCCACACAUUGGCCACUCGCACACUCGGUGAGAACUGUCUUUCGUGGUUUCUUUUCAUGGUCCUCUUAAAGUAAAUGUCAAGAACUCACAAAUCUCCUUAGAGCUGACAUUCAUAAGACUGACUGUGAGCCAAAGUACUGAAAUAGAAAGCCUGAAUUUAUUUGACUAAAUAAGACAAACUCAUUAACAUUUUCCUAUAUUAUAGUGUUUACAAUGUUUACAUCAUCUUGUAGCAUCUCUCCAUUUAAAAACUUGUGUAAAUUGCACAACAGCUGGAAUCCCUGCACCAAUAUACUUUGGAGCCAUAAUUGACACAACGUGCCUCAAGUGGGGAUACAAGAUGUGUGCAGGAAGAGGAGCAUGCAGAAUAUAUAACACAUCAUCUUACAGGUAAUUUGAUCCAUAGAGCUGUUGCUGUAAAAUUCUGUAUGCAUUAUUCACGAGGAUGUCAGGUACUUGACCCGAGAGUUAAUACUUAAAUCUAAAAGCAUCCAGGCUGUUGCGUGUCUUCUUUGCAGCCAAAUUAUCCUACUAAAAGUAUAAACAAAAAUAUGUAAAGGUACUCUUGUUCUACCCUUUACAAAUGGUAAGAUGAAAUGAUAUGAAUGAUACAGCAUGUUUGGCACAAGGCUGGAGGCUGAAUCAGGGCCAUGUUUUUAUGUAUCUUGAUUUAGAGAUUAGAGAUUACUUUGAAAAUGCAUCUGCUGAAGGUGACCUUAACCAAAGCCCCAAAUGAGAUAGUUUACUCUAAGGACUCCUGUUGUGUCCUAUGAUGAGAAAAACUGUGCUCCAAAAUUUGCUUUUUUAUUUGUAAAAAGCGCACUCAAAUAUUUUGUACAAAGUUAUAUGCAUGUUUUUAUUUAAUCUAUACAACAUAUGUUGUAAGUGUUACAGUAAAAUUCAUCGAGGUUAACCACUGUUUAUGUCUUCUUUUUUCAGGAUAGUGUACCUGGGCUUGACAUUAGGCUUGAGAACAAUCUCCUUCUUCCUCUGUAUCCCAGGCUUUGCUCUCCUCAAAAGACACACUAAGAGGGAGGAGAUAAACGCUCUAACUAAUGGGAGUGCAGAGUUAGAGACACUUCAGAAAGAGGACAGUAGCUUCACAAACUGUGAGCAGUUCAUACCCACCUCAGAUCGCAACCCCGAGAGGGAAACGCGCUUAUGAGCCUUAGCACAACCAUGUCUCGCUUGACCAAGUUCCAUAGAGCACAUCGCAUGUACAGAGAAUCACUGUGGACACUUUCGUAGCACAUUCAGUAAAUAUUUGUACAGGAUUUGUGUAGACAUACAAUUUUUUUAAUUUUUAUUUCUGAAAUGUACACAUGUCUGUUGAUGUGUUUUUCAUGAGAAUUACAACCUUUUGUAGAAACUGAAAAAAAAAAUGUACCUGUGCUGUAUUUUAUAAUGUUGUCAUCAUUUUUAUGAAUAAAUUUGAUCAAAUGACAUAAAAGGCUACAGUGAAUAUUUGAAGUGCCUUAAAGAGAUAUUAAAA
Xyrichtys novacula (pearly razorfish) is the source of this 20180-nucleotide messenger RNA. The record is from the annotation of a GenBank genome assembly. NCBI's taxonomy places the organism in Eukaryota, Metazoa, Chordata, Actinopteri, Labriformes, Labridae.